UAAAAAUCUACAAAGUAUGCUGUUGAUGAAUAUUAAAGGAAAUUCGUCGUACUGGAGGCGUCGCGUCGCGUCGUUAAGAUUCGUUGGCGGAACUUUUUACUCGGCGUCAGAAAAUUUAAGUAGGAUAGAAUAAAAAAGCAGCCUGCUGGAAGAUUGGGUUCAUAAUGGGCCGUCUUAUGCGUCGUUUGUCCACGCCAUUGUCAAUUUAACGUGGAACUUUCCACCCGCUUGAAAAAUAAUCAUCUAAACUUUCUUCUUGCUUCUACUUCUACUUUAAUGGAACAGCAUUUUCUUAGCCAUCCCAAAGUUGCUACUUCUUACAUUCGAUUUACUUCAUUUUCCUUCCCUUGACAGCCUUUAUUAACAUAUCGCGUCGAACGAAAAGAUUUAUUUUCCAUACUUACUAUACUCGACUGAGAAAGAAGAAAACGCGACAAGGGGUGAUUCCUACUUUUUCUUACUUGCUGGACUUUUAUAACUUUCUGAAUGUUCUCCAACUUACUCUAUGAUUUCUUUUCAGAAACGAUCGAAGCGAUGAAAUUCAGUUGAGAAAUUCUAUAGAGCAAAGAAGAAGAGGAGAAAGAAGAAAACGAGACGUCGAUGGAAGGACGAUGGUAUCCUUUCGAUCGGUCGAUUUUUCUGUUCUCAGAGACAGAGAGAAGAGCGAGGCAGCCGGUGUAAAGCUGGUGGGGACACACGAGAGAGUUUUACCUUCCGAAAUGAAACUACUCGGCGGAGAAAGUGAGAGCCGAGGUAGCUGACGGUGGUUCAACGACGAGCAGGCGACCUGGGCUCCUCGAGACGAGAGGAUAGACAUGGUGUAAGCCCUCCAUCGUGCGAGGAUCUUCUUUCAACUUUCGAUAGAUCCUCUGGUUGAUCGCGUUCGUACCAACACCACGUGUUUCAAAAUAUUUGCCAACCAUCAAGAACCAGAGAAAUCCUAUUGAAUCGAACGUCAACGCGAAGAAACAUUGGAUUUCGAAGAGAAGACGCUUUCAACUUGAAAGUUGAACCGUAUUUAUUUCCAAUCUGAAUCAACGGACUCGAUGGGGAAUUCUUGAAAAGUAAUUGUUUCUUCGUAAGAUCAUUUUUGUUCUUUCUUUCUAUGGGAAAGAAAGUAGAAACUCGGCUCGCCUCGCUGAAGAAAACAAAGAUGUUCAAAGUGUAAAGAAGAGCGUCGUUUUAAGGGGUUUUUGGUGGUUGUGACAGAAUGUUGGUAAACGUCCGAGUUGAUUCAGUUUAAUUAUUGGAAGAAAAUCGAGUGAGAAUCGCGGCUAAAAAAAUACUUGGUGUUUGUUGUGUUAUGGUGGUGAGGACUGUUCAGGAUCGACGCGGAAGAAAAAGAGGAAGAAGAAGAGAGAGUGGUGGAGACUUAAGGAGUUCCUUUUGAAGGAUCUCUUGGAAGAAAUUUGCAAAAACUGGAUUGUCUUCGUUCGACAGAGAGCGCAAACGAUGGGUGCAGCUACCUCGUGCCAAUGGUUGCUCCUAGGAAUACUCCUCGUCAUCUCCUCGAAUCGAGUUCAAACAGAGAGCUUAGGAUCGAGCGUCAGCAAGUCAGAAACGAUCUUCAGUGCUGGUUACGUGACAACGCGAAGCAACGAUGCCAAUCGAACCGAUUUGACAUCGAAUUCAGCUCGCAGACGUCGAUAUGUUCGAUUUCCAACCGGUCCGGCUGGUUAUCUUUUCGAAGGUGGUAGUGCUGGAGGUGGUGGUGGUGGUCCUCCGAUAGGAAGGAACAUCGCUGUUCAUCCUGGUGUACGUUUUCCAUCCUGGAGGCAACAAAAGUCCCUUUGGAGGAGUCCUAUCUCGGAGUACAGCAGGCCAGUGAUGGGUCAUCGAACACCACGACUGAUCUUUCGCGAUAACGAUUUUCCACCACCGGUGGCUGGCAGCGCAUCCUCUUCUUUCUUUCAGCAGUCCAACCAUUUGCCCGAUUUCGAGGAUGACAUCAGAGAUCAUCGCAAGCAAACGGGUGACGAUUUCCUUAGGUUAGAGUCAGAAUCGCGUCAACAAAAAAGACCGCUGUGGAAGGGUGACGAUACGUUGUGCGCUGACGGACGAAGCUGCGAAUUUUUUCUAAUGUGCUGGAUGUCCGCUGGCCUAUUGGACGGCAGUUGCGGCGGCAUUAUGUUCGCUUGUUGUCAGCGAAGAGAACCGAAAGGUAGCUCUGAUUAUAACCUGAUUGAGGCACCUAGAGAUCAAUCUCAGCCACUUCCGUUGGAUACUUACACGGAGACCGCCAAUGAUGAUCGCUGCGGAAUACCCGUCUCGAAGCAAACCGCUCAAAGAAGAAUCGUCGGUGGUGACGAAGCAGGAUUUGGCAGUUUCCCAUGGCAGGCAUAUAUUCGAAUUGGAUCCAGUCGAUGCGGAGGCACCCUGGUUAAUCGAUUCCACGUCGUAACUGCUGGACACUGUGUAGCCAAGGCAUCGGCUCGUCAAGUUCAGGUUACCCUAGGAGACUACGUAGUGAAUUCAGCCAGUGAAUCCUUGCCAGCUUACACUUUUGGUGUCAGGGAGAUACGUGUUCACCCUUACUUCAAGUUUACCCCUCAGGCUGACAGGUUCGACGUUGCUGUUCUUCGAUUGGAUCGACCAGUUCACUAUAUGCCUCACAUAGCACCCAUAUGUCUGCCUGAAAAGAACGAGGACUUCUUGGGUCAAUAUGGUUGGGCUGCUGGAUGGGGUGCACUGCAGGCUGGAUCGAGAUUGCGUCCGAAGACUCUUCAAGCAGUGGAUGUGCCUGUGAUAGACAACCGAGUGUGCGAAAGGUGGCAUCGUUCAAACGGCAUCAACGUGGUCAUUUACGACGAGAUGAUGUGUGCUGGCUAUCGUGGCGGGGGUAAAGAUUCCUGCCAAGGUGACAGCGGAGGACCAUUAAUGUUGGAAAAGACAGGACGAUGGUACUUGAUAGGUAUCGUUUCGGCGGGAUAUUCGUGUGCCCAACCAGGUCAACCAGGAAUAUAUCAUCGUGUCGCUAAAACGGUCGAUUGGAUAACGUACGUGAUCAAUUCGUAGCAGAAGGCGAUUAAAAAGCGAACACUGUUCUCUGUACGCCAGAAACUUUGCAUGAAACAAAGUUCGUGACACGAACUGCCAGUGGAUGCAUAAGAUUUACGAUUAGUAAAUGGCCAAAGAUGCGUCCGUCGAAGAUUUAGUAUGGUACAACGUGAGAUCAGAAUUUUAGCCAUUGCGUACUAGAACGAUGUAAAUAUUGUAACGAUAAAAUGUUCAAGAAUGUGGUAUCGAAUGCUGUCAGGAAGAGGAAGAAUUGUUGAAGAAACGUAUCGAUUUUUAAAUAUAUAUAUAUAUAUAUUUUUUUUUUUUUACGGAACGACCGCGAUGCGCGUUGAUUGUUGUAAGUACGUAUAAUUACUUCUUUCAUCGAUCACCGAGGUUCUCGACGAACAGCAUCGACGUGAAUAUUUUGUAAAUUAAGUGCGUGUGAUAUUCGUUUGUAUUCGCGCUAAAUAAUUAUUCGAUUUUUAUUUUACAACGAUCGUAUACUUAUUUAUUUCUAAACGAAAGACCUUUCAAGUAAACACGUCGCAGACGAAACGAUAAGUUUAUUCAGAAAAUUUUUAACAGUCAUCAUUUUUUUAACAAAUAAUAUUUGUUAAUAAUACUUUUUCUACAUACGUAUAAAGGAACAAUAUAGAAAUUUCACUCUGAAUUGUUGUUGCAUCGAUGAAACGCUUGUGUCGUUAUUUUAAUUAAUUUGUACGUCCAGUUUAUCAAGGAAGGUUGAUAGGAUGGCGGGUGCUAAAGAACAAGUCUUUUCCAUUAAAAACAUACUUUGUUAUUAGACAACCGCUAUAUCUCAACGCAAGCUUAGCGUCGCGAAUAGUAGAACAACGCAUUUUUUUCUUUUUUUAAGUAUGUGUUUCCAUUGCGUAUAAGUAUUUAUAAGUACACAUUGAUCUCGUUGCCCGUUUCAACGAUAAGUAACCACGAGCCACUGAAUUUCUGUUUGCUCCAUUUGUUAACACAUCCAGCCAUCGAGGCUCGCUUAAGUAUCGUACGUUGGGAUAAACUAGAAUAACAAUUGCAAAAUUCCUUUCUUCACACCAAAACAGAAAACAAGAAAAAGAAAUCUAACUAAUCUCCUGCUUUCGCGACGAAUUGCGUAACGAAAUGUAAUCGUCGACUUCGUCAACGAACGUCCUUCUUCGUGUUUUCGUGUAGCAACUAAUUAGCUCCGAGCUAACGAGAUCAGACUAGAUACCGCGAAUCCUUAGGUAAAAGAAAA
Osmia bicornis bicornis is the source of this 4246-nucleotide messenger RNA. Its product is annotated as serine protease 42-like. The record is from RefSeq and is a predicted model, not a curated record. The transcript has 10 exons. Bases 1453 to 3015 code for a protein of 520 amino acids. Gene Ontology annotation, molecular function: serine-type endopeptidase activity. NCBI's taxonomy places the organism in Eukaryota, Metazoa, Arthropoda, Insecta, Hymenoptera, Megachilidae. Gene Ontology annotation, biological process: proteolysis.